AUGGCGACGGAAGCGGAGGCGGCGGCGAGAGGUAAAGUAUUGAUGGAAGGGAACCAGUGCAUUGCUUCUGUGGUUUCAAGUCAUCUAAGCCCCUGGACUAAACCAAUAUCCUUCAGCCCACAUGUGACAGAGUUGCCAAGAAAACAAAGACGGAGUGAUUCAGACCCAUCACAAAAGGAAGAUGGUAAACAGCAAGUAAAAAUGAAGUCCUUUGGAGAAGCUCACAGCCAAACUGAAAAGCGGAGGAGAGAUAAAAUAAACAACCUGAUUGGAAAACUGUCUACGAUGAUCCCUCAGUGCAGUCCUGUGGCCCGGAAACUGGAUAAACUGACAGUUUUAAGAAUGGCUGUUCAACACUUGAGAUCUUUAAAAGGUAUGACAAGUUCUUACGCAGGAAAUAAUGACAGACCUUCAUUCAUUCACGAUAAUGAGCUCAGACACUUAAUUCUUAAGACUGCAGAAGGCUUCCUAUUUGUGGUUGGAUGUGAAAGAGGAAAAAUUCUCUUCGUUUCUAAAUCGGUCUCCAAAAUACUUAAUUAUGAUCAGGCUAGUUUGAUUGGACAAAGCUUAUUUGACUUCUUACAUCCAAAAGAUGUUUCCAAAGUAAAGGAACAACUUUCUUCCUCUGAUAUUUCACCCAGAGAGAAGCUAAUAGACGCCAAAACUGCUUUGCAAGUUCACAGUAAUUUCCGCACAAGUAAGAAUCGUGUGUAUUCUGGCUCAAGACGAUCUUUUUUCUGUCGAAUCAAGAGUUGCAAAAUCUCUGUCAAAGAAGAGCAUGAAUACUUACCCAACUCAAAGAAGAAAGAUCACAGAAAAUUCUGUACUAUCCACUGCACUGGUUACUUGAGAAGCUGGCCUCCAAAUAUUGCUGGAAUGGAAGAAGAAAGGGACAAUAAGAAAGACAGGAGUAAUUUCACCUGCCUUGUUGCUGUUGGAAGACUACGUCCACAUAUUGUCCCACAGAACAGUGGCGAAAUUAAAGUGAAACCAGCUGAGUUUAUUACCCGUUUUGCAGUUAAUGGAAAAUUUGUCUAUGUUGAUCAAAGGGCAACAGCAAUUUUAGGAUAUCUGCCUCAGGAACUCUUGGGAACUUCUUGUUAUGAAUAUUUUCAUCAGGAUGACCAUAGUAAUUUGACUGACAAGCACAAAGCAGUUCUACAGAGUAAAGAGAAAAUAUUUAUAGAUUCGUACAAAUUCAGAGCGAAAGAUGGGUCUUUUGUAACUUUAAAAAGCCAGUGGUUUAGUUUCACAAAUCCUUGGACCAAAGAACUGGAAUAUAUUGUGUCUGUCAACACUUUAGUUUGGGGACAUAAUGAUGCUGGAGAAACAUCAUUGCUUCCUUGCAGCUCUCAGUCAUCAGAAGGAUCCUCUAGACAGUCUUUUAUUAGUGUGCCUGGAACAUCUACAGAAAUAUUAAUUGGUGCUGGUAGUAUUGGAACAGAUGUUGCAAGUGAACUUCUGGACUUCCAAAGGUUACAGUCAUCUUCAUCCCUUGAUUCAAGUCCAAUAGAUUUAUUGAAAGAUACACAUACUCUAAACUGCAGGAAUAUGUCAAAUAAGGAGUUGAUUACCCUAAGUCCAUCUGAAAUAGGGGAACGAGAGGCUACAAAGCAAAACCAAAGUGUUGUUCCUCCCCUCAGUCAUGAACCACUCCUCGGAGAAGGAGUCCAGCUGGACUUUGAAGCCCUCUGUGACAAUGAUGACACAGCCAUGGCUGCCUUCAUGAAUUACUUAGAAGCAGAGGGGGGCCUGGGAGACCCUGGGGACUUCAGUGACAUCCACUGGACACUCUAG
Rangifer tarandus platyrhynchus (Svalbard reindeer) is the source of this 1797-nucleotide messenger RNA. Lineage: Eukaryota; Metazoa; Chordata; Mammalia; Artiodactyla; Cervidae. The record is from the annotation of a GenBank genome assembly.